AUGGACAACCGAGCGCCGGUCUCGGUCGCUGCCGGGGCCUCCAGGGACAUUCCAGCGGUGUCUCCUCCUCCCAUAGAUGCUGGAGACCUCGCGUCUGCGUCCAGUGACUUGAAUCUUGACGCUGCUCCUUCUGAGGCCCCCGUACAGUCAAUACAACCUGCGCUAUCAACAACGACGGAUACAACGCCCAGUGGCUCUCCCACGCCGGCGUCAGCGCAGCAACAAGGAGAGCAGGAAAGUACCAACACUCGCGAGCUGCCGACAACUCCAGAGACAGAGAGGUCAGCCAGCGAAGGAGUGGUGACCCCCACAGAGAGCGAGAAAGGCUUGGACGGGGUACAAAAUACGGUCAGCAGAGAUCAAAACGGAGCGGCGACAGCUGCAGAUACGACGCAGAACGGAGGUGCCCAUUCUCCAGGACAGCAGAAACAACAGAAUGGUGUUGCAUCUGGACAAACAGAGCAGAAGACGGGGAAAAAGUGGUUCGAUGUCUUGCCAAUGGUGCUGCAGAAUUUCAAGGCGCAAAAUCGCGAACAGAUUCGACAGCUGAUGUUGCCACGGUGUGAGCUGUGCAAACAAGGCAAAGUGGAUAAGAAGGGAGAGGUGAAAUGCAACCAAGAAGGAUGCAUUUUGAGGGGCCGUUCGCUAUGUUCAUCGUGUUGGAAGGCAACCCAUUCGUCACAGAGCGGACAAAAGCACAGUCGGCUCCCUGCCUCAUUUUGUCGGCAGUGUGAACUGGACCGGGUCGCGUAUUGGUGUGCAGAGUGCGAUUUGCAGUUUUGCAGAGAUUGUUUCGAGCAGAUCCACAGUGUUCCCAGGACUAGACGCCACCGCAAGCUUGCGACAGAAGAUGCACCUGGAACCUGUAUAGCAAAGUCUCACUGGGCUGCGAAUUUCCAGAAUGUGAUCUCUCAAAUGAUUACAGCACGAAAACACCCGCCUCCAGCGUCAAAUGGGAAUUCUGGUGACAGAGUUGGUCUGAAACGGAAGCGCGAUGUUGAAGUGAUCGUUAUUGAUGGCUCAGAUGAGGAGGACACCAAGCAGACUGGGUCUGUGAUGAACAGCGUUGCCAAUGGAAUCUCCGAUCAACAGGUUGAAAGCACGGGAAACAGCAACACUACUCGAAGUAUUGAAACAGAGAGCGCGGUUACUCGGUCCAGUGAAUUGUUCUCCCAGCUUCAAGUGCCACCGGCGCCUACUUCUAUUAGUUCGUUAUUCCAAACACCAGCUGCUCCAAACUCAAUGGUGGAGCCUAUUUCUCUGCAACAGGAGCCUACCGACAUGAGUUCAACGCCAUUGCCGUCGCCCGAAACAAUGCAGACGAGCACAGCGUAUACAGCAUCGAGUGGACUCAACACUGUCAACAUCAACUCGAGUGUGGGGGGUCUGCAGUGGAAUGGUAGUGCCGCUCAGCUCAGAGCUUCAGCAUCGAUGGGAAAUGGAAGCAGCAGUACAGCCUUCGCGACGAAUGUUAUGAACGGGAUGAUGCACGUGUUACCAAGCUCCAUGCCCGCUGCUGUGAGCACAACGGACGGAAUGUGGUCGACAACUUCUGCCAUUAGCACAGAUUUGGCCAGCACCUCUAAUCCGAACAACCUUUUGCCACUCGGAGGUGCCGUCUUUGCCGAGAACGCGCUGGUCGACUCGUUGGUGGAUCGAUAUCACGAAGUGAACCAGAACGUGACUAAUAUGGAGCGGCAAAGUGAACAGUUGACCAGACAGAUAGCAGUCGCCACGUGCCAAGGACCAUACGUCGCAGGACCCAUCAUGGCCUUGCUGAGCAAGCUGCAGCCUGUGCUGGAGGCAGCAAGAGUACGGCGGGACAAGCUCCUUAUCGCGAUGAUUAUCCAGUCCAGCGAUAUCAUGAAAGCUGUGCGUCUUCUCCGUCUGACAGAACUCGGCGAUGUACCUCAAGUUCCCAUGAUUAGCCAUCGCAAGUGUCUGCAGAUAUCGGACGAGAUCAAUCAUCACAAGACGAAGCUCAUCGAGUUAAAUCAAAAUCUGAGCGAGACGUUGACUCAGUCCCGUGGAGUGAGUUCCAGCUGGGAGAGCACAUUCAUCCGAACGACCAGCGCCAAUAUCCAGAUGCACGAGAAGAGCAUCAAGGAACUCAAGAAAGCUCGAGAGGUGGAGUUUGUGCGGAUUGUGCAGUUCAGUCUCAAGAUCCGUGAAGCGCUUAAGGCCGCGUUCCAACGCACUGUAGAUAUGCAGCGCCAACAGCAACAACGGCAGCAAUUUCAGUAG
Phytophthora nicotianae INRA-310 is the source of this 2244-nucleotide messenger RNA. RefSeq lists its product as hypothetical. The transcript is spliced from 4 exons. Lineage: Eukaryota; Oomycota; Peronosporomycetes; Peronosporales; Peronosporaceae. The record is from RefSeq and is a predicted model, not a curated record. Gene Ontology annotation, molecular function: zinc ion binding. Bases 1 to 2244 code for a protein of 747 amino acids.